This is a messenger RNA of Conger conger (European conger), 11683 nucleotides long. RefSeq names its product zinc finger, ZZ-type with EF hand domain 1 (gene zzef1). Gene Ontology annotation, biological process: protein ubiquitination; regulation of synaptic plasticity. Lineage: Eukaryota; Metazoa; Chordata; Actinopteri; Anguilliformes; Congridae. Gene Ontology annotation, cellular component: postsynapse. The coding region runs from base 124 to 9321 and encodes 3065 amino acids. The transcript is spliced from 54 exons. Gene Ontology annotation, molecular function: zinc ion binding; ubiquitin-like protein ligase activity; calcium ion binding. The record is from RefSeq and is a predicted model, not a curated record.
CGGAAGAACACAGACAGUUCGAGCGAGCUGUGGUUUUGACAAGCCCAAGUCAGAAACUGACCCUUUACUUUCGCUAAUCGGGCAGCAGAAAACCCCCAAAAAAGCCCGAGGCCGCUGAACAGCAUGGGAAACGCAGAGAGCGGCUGUGAAGGGGGUAGCGGCGACAAGGAGGACGUUGAAACCGAGAGCCCUGGGUUUGCAGGCGGCAGCCCGGCCUCUGGGGCCACGGGCGGCGGCGGCGGUGGCGGUGCUGGAAGUGGCGGAGGAUCUGGCACUGGAGCAGUCGGAAGGGGAUCGAAUAACCCUGCAGCACCAGGCUGUGGGCUUCCAACCCCUGGAGCUUUGCUAGAGCAAGUCAAACUGAGGGAGGCAACGGCCCGCAUGAGCGAUUCAUGGGUCGCCAUUUCCGAAUCGGUCCUUGCUCGGAACGAAAGCGCAUUGCUGCGGUGGCUGGAAGAACGACUUAGCCGUGGAGAAGAGUCAGUGACAGUGGAACAGUUCUGCGAGAUGCUGGAGAGCAGGGACGCUCCAAGAGAUGAGUGCGAAGAUGCCUUUGGGCAGUUUGAUGCUGAGGGAGAUGGCAUUGUGGAUGUAGAGAAUAUGCUGAUGGCUUUAAAGAACUGCAACGGGGCAAAUCUGCAAGGAGAACUGAGUCAUGUCAUCAGACAGCUUCAAGCUUGCUCUCUCACCCCAGGAUUUGUCGACAUCUUUUCCAAGUCGAAAGAUCGCCUGGGCGCCCAUGCAUCCAAGAUUCUUAAAUUCCUGCAUCGCAACAGAAUCCCCAGUAGUGCCAUUCCUUUCCCUGUUCUGGAGAGCUACAACAGCAUUUGCACCAUGCGCUCUUCUGUUGUACAGGACUACUUAGACUUUCUUCUGCAGAAAGAGAAGGACCUGGACAUCCAGUACAGAGCUGAGCUGAACCGAGACCCAGAGGUGGACAAAGUGAAAAUUGUCACUCAGUGUUACAGCCUCAUUGGCGCCUCGUCCAAUCUCGGUGACGUUUGUAAUAUGACAAACGGAGAAACCUCCUCAUUUUGGCAGUCGGAUGGAAGUGCCCGAUCGCACUGGAUAAGGUUAAAGAUGAAGCCGGACGUUGUGCUGAGGCGGCUGGCGAUCGCGGUGGCCUCAAAUGACCACAGCUACAUGCCCCAGCUGGUGUCUGUCGCGGUGGGAAAGGACCGGCACUGCCUGCAGGAGAUCCGUGACAUCCGCAUCCCCAGCAACGUCACAGGCUACGUGGCUCUCCUGGAGAAUGCUAACAUUAGCCACCCCUAUAUUCAGAUCAACAUCAAGCGCUGUCUCAGCGACGGGUGUGACACGCGCAUCCACGGCAUAAAGACCAUGGGCUACCAGAUCACUAAGAACAAGGAGGUGUCUGUGUCAGAUGCCUCUGCCAUUUGGUACCUGUCUCUGCUCACCUCCCUUGUGACUGCCUCUAUGGAGACCAACCCAGUGCUGGCGCAAACGGUUCUUCAGAGCACGCAGAAAGCCUUGCAGCACAUGCCUCCUCUGUCCUUAACUCCUUGCUCAACGGAGUUUCCCAAGUUCUUCUCGCCAAACAUUCUGGAAGAAGUGGAUGGGUUUCUCCUCAGAAUAGCAGACUGUUGUGUGAGUCCUGAGGCGGAGCUCACCCUACUGGCCUUUGCCUUGGCCAGGGGAAGUGUGGCCAAGGUCAUCCUGUCACUGUCCAGCAUCAGCGACCAUCUUGGCUCCGAGUACAGGGCGUCCUCUCUCAUCGCCUCCAUGGCUACGGUCAGACUCAAACUGCUCUAUAAGAACGGGAAGUCCAUUCAGCUGCACUUGCAGGCCUGUGACGUGAAGGGGAAGGAGGAGAAGUCCGGCCCAGAGAACAUGCUGACGGAACCUUCCAGCGGGGACGGGUUCCUCUCGGAGAGUGGAAAGAAGAAGGCCAGUAUAAUCUUAUCAACGGAGGACCAGACCAGUUUCCAAGUCACUCAGAUAAAAAUCAAAGUGCGCAAAGGAGCAAUUGGUGCCAAAUGCGGUCUAGUGUUUGCCUAUAACGAAGCAGACUCGUUUGACGCAGACAAACACUUCAGGAGGUUUAAGAAAUAUGAUUCCUGGGACUACAAGAACUACAAGGAAUUUGUAAAAGACAAUAAAUUUCUGGAGCUGUCAGAGGACGAGCCCAUUGGCUGGUUUGAGUUGGAGGACGACUGGAAUGACAUAGAGAUCAAGCUGCAGCAGUGUCGCAUCACCAAGUUCCUGAUGGUGAAGUUCCUGUGCCCGCGGCAGGACACCGCAGAGCGCCUGGGCGUGCAGCAGCUGAGCUUCAGCGGGUACCUGUGCCCCGGGGCGGAGCGACUGGACUCGGACGACCUGGCCAUGCAGGGGGAGAGCUCCGACUGCGGCCUCAUCACCGGCCUGGACCUGCUGAAGAAAACACUGGGCUUCAUACAGCAGCUGACACGAGACAUGGCCCUUCAAGAUAUGUCCCUCUUCAAACAGAAGCUGCUGCUGGACUUCAGUGGUCUGAACCUGCAUCUGUUCUGGAGCUUUUACAGUAAACUGAGGCAAAGCGAGGGCGAGGAGCCAAUGAAGGCGAGAGUCCUGCUUCUGCAGCUGCUGCAGAACUGCUUCCCGGUGCUGCCCAGUCCGGCGGAGAGCCAGAAGGCAGAGUCAGCCUCCUGCAGCUCAGCCUGCGACCCAGCAGAGGCUGUGUGGGCGCUCUACAGCCACCUGUGUCACUUAGUGGACAGUGCAGAAGGUGAGACCGCAGUGGAGAAAGCGCUGAGGAAAGAGGCGGUGAAGGCCAUUCUGAACGGAGCCGCCAUCUUCUUCCCUGACAAACAGAGCAGGAGGGACAAGCUUUUCGACAUGAUGAAAAACAUAACCGAUGAGGACCAGCCGGAGUCUCUGAAGCUGACAUUCGAGUCCUUGUGUAAUUACUUCAGUGACCAGGAUCCCAGCGGUCUGCUCCUGCUCCCCCCCAAAGGGGCCCCUGCGGAUUUUAACAUCAGCCCCAUCCUUGCGGUCAUGGACACCCUCCUCCAUGUGGCCACGCGAGAGUGCGAGGUGAUGAUGGUCGAUGCCAGCGGAGGUCAGUGCAGGAAGGUGCUGCUCUCUCUGUUCUGGGCCCUGCAGGGCAGCCUGCUCUCCUGGUGCUACCUGCAGCUCAAAGCAGGAACCCCCAUCGCUGCAGACCUGGCCAGGGACAUCCUUCUCAAGUACGUGGAGCGUUUCCUGGACAGCACCCAGGCCAUUCUGGUGUCCCUGCUCAAGGAGAACAGUGGAGCCAAAAUUGUGGAGAAGCUCAGCAGCUCCAUUCUGGCCAUGACUACCAGACAACUGACCAUCUUUCUGUUGGAGCUGUGCUCUUUGGAUAUCCCUCACUGCAUCUUGUUAAGAACCUGCUCCUCCCUGGUAGAACUCCUUAAAAAUGUCUUCAAUGACACCGAAGACAUUUUCUCCAAGGUGGACCUUGAGAACUGCCAACAUCCCCAGCAGCCUGUGGUGCUGAGGACCUGGAACAUGGAGUCUCCUCACAACUAUGAGAACAGCCGACACGAGACCACUGUCUUUGUUUGCCCAGGGGCCACGACCUUCAAAGUGGAGUUUGACGAAAGAUGCGAAACUGAAAUGAGAUACGACUACUUGGAGUUCACAGACGCCAGGGGCGGUAAAGUACGCUUCGACAUGAAAGUCGACACAGAGAAGUGGCCAAAGAAGGUAACGUUUAAAGCAGGCCCCAAGCUCCAGUUCCUGUUCCACUCGGAUAGCAGCAACAACGAGUGGGGCUACAAGUUCACAGUGACGGCCUAUGGUUUGCCCGACAUCACUGUGUCCUGGAUUUUUGACCUCCAGCUGCUGGUGUCCAGACUAAUGGGUCGCCUGGCCUCUCGAACCAUGGCUCUGAAGUCUCCACAUGAAGUCCGGUGUGUGAAGGAACUCCCAGCCGGGAAGAUGAGCCACGUGCUGGCGUCUCCCCUGUGGAAGCCCCUGUUCAGGCAGGGCCUGCAGGACGCUCAGGGAGAAAGUGACACUGCGCAAACGAACACGGAGGAACCCAAGGGGACUUCUUGUCCAAAGGACGACGUCGCGAGCUUCGUCAAGGAGUUUGCAGGCUGGGACCCCUCUAACACGUCCUCAGACUCCAGGACAGAGGUCAUGAAAUCCCUCAUGCUGGCCUGCAAGAAACAGCCAACCAGGAAUGAGAUAGCCGGGGGGUCGAAGGUCGACCAGGCUGUGAACGCCAUAUGGGCUGCCAUGGUGUACCACACGCCAGUUCUCCACAGCACUCUGAGGAGCUAUGUUGCCCGUGGAGGCCAGGCAGCUCUGAGUGAAGAGCUUGUGCAGGUAUACAAUCUUGCCGAGGGGAUAAAAACCUGGAUGCUGGAGAUGAAACAGAGGUACCUGGUGGGGAAGAUGAAUGUGCCCGAUGAGAAGGAGGAAGAUCAGAGUGAAGUGAAUAUGGAGUCACUGGCGGACACCUGCAUAGCAAAGAGCCUCCUGCUGUUCAGGUUCAGCCCCAGCGAUGUCCAGAGACAGGACAGCAUAACAGGCCGGGCCCAGGGCGGCGGACCCUCCCACCCUCUCCUGCGCUCGGCCUCCAUAUCCGAGGGGGACUUCCAGGCCAGCCCCUCUCUCCCCGGGUCCCAAGCGGCCGCCCCCACCGACACCAGAGGGGACACGGCGGCCCCCGAGCAGGGUCACCACCACUCCCGGAUCCAGCCCCAGAUCUCCUCCGCCUCCGACCCAGGCUCGGCCGUGUGCCUGGCCACAGGGCCCCACAAGGGCUCCUCGGAGAGCCUGCAGUCCCAGCCGGGGGACCCAGCCUCGCCCCCCGCCCUCACCCGAAAGGCACCCUUCAGCAAGGGCCGCCUGCGCCUGCUAUCCUUCAGGUCGAUGGAGGAGCCUCGUCUCAGCCUGUCCAUCAAGGACCGGUUCCCCCUCCUCAAACACAUCAUGAGCUUCAUGAAGGAUCAAGCCAUCACCGAGGCCAACGUCCUGCAGGUUCUGUCCCUGAAGAAGGCCCAGGCCCUGAGCGUGUGUGAGGCGCUGACAAUGGUACGGCAGUGUUUACGGUCCAUCGGGACGCCCCACCUUUUCCAGGCUCCCUGCAUCCUGUUUCUCCAGGAGCUGCUGGCCUGCCAGAAGGACUUCACCAGUUACUUUGCCCAGCUGUCUGGCAGUGGGCAGGAGCUGAGGGAGGAGGUGCGGAGGUCCUAUCACCAGCUGGUGCUCAUGCUAGUGGAAGCAGUCCAAGGCUUCAGCGCCCUGAAUGAGAAGUCCCUGCUGCCUGCGCUGUCCUCUGUGCAGACCUGCCUGCUCCACCUGCUGGACAUGAGCUGGGAGGCGCAGGACCUGUCCCUGUUCCUGGACAUCCGGCUCCCUGACCUCCUGCUCACCAUGUCUCAGGAGAACAUCAGCGUCCACGACAUUGCCAUCAGUCAGUGGACCGAAGACGACGAGAUUGCUGACUACGAGAGGAACUGUGAGUGGAUGGACGAAUGCCAGGACGGGAUGUUCGAGAAGUGGUACGACAAAAUUGUCCAGGCGUCUCCAGAAGACAGAAGAAAGAUGCACAUGUUCAUCGCCCGCUACUGCGACCUGCUGAACGUGGAGAUCUCGUGCGACGGCUGCGAGAGGAUCGCCCCCUGGCACAGAUACCGCUGUCUGCAGUGCACCGACAUGGACCUGUGCAAGACCUGCUUCCUGAGCGGAGCCAAACCGGAGGGUCACGAGGACGACCACGAAAUGGUCAACAUGGAGUACGCCUGCGACCAUUGCCAGGGCCUCAUCGUGGGGAGCAGGAUCAACUGCAAUGUGUGUGAGGACUUUGACCUCUGCUUCGGGUGCUACAAUGCCAAGAAAUACCCAGACAGCCACCUGCCCACCCACCGCAUCACAGUGUAUCCGAUGGUGACCAUCCGCAUCAGCGACCGCCAUAGGCUGAUCCUGCCCUACAUCCACAACUACUCGUGGCUUCUGUUCGCCACGCUGGCACUCUACACCUCUGACCUGACCAGCGAGAAGGAGCUGGAGGGAGAGGCCUUGGACUCCAGCCUCCUGGCUAAGGCUGUACUCCUGCAGACUCGCUGCUCCGAACUCAUCGCCGACUGCCUGCUCAAAGGGCAAACAGGCAAAGGUCUGAGGGCCUCCGCUCUGCUGUCCCUGCUGUCGCCCAAUGAGUCGGCCUCGGAGAGCGAGCUGUGCCCAGGGAGCCCGGAGUCCAGCCAGGAGCUGAGCACCACCGACACCUCCUCCCUCCCCGGGAGCACGGCGGCGGUCUGCUCACCUCCACCCCCCAGGGACAAGGUGACCGGCCCCUCCACCAAAGCCGCUUUACGCCUCCAGGUCCAGGAGCGAGAAUCGGCAGGGCCUCCCGAAACCCCCUCGGCCGCGGAGGGCUCCACUGAAGAGGAGGCGAAGAAGAAGCUCAUGUCCCAGGACACCCUGGACUCUGCCAGUCUCAGUCAGACUCCUUCUGUGUCCAGUGAGGACACCCUGUCGCCCGUGGUUAGAGGCUCUGAGUGCAGCGCAGAAACUGCAAUCACGCCGGUGUCUGAGAACCCGGAAGUUUCCAAAGAAGCAGACGAGAAGUCGGCCAGGGUGCCCCUCCAGGAGCACGUGUUUGCAGAGUGCUCCCGAGAGAGGAUUCUGGGGCUGCUGGCUGCCAUGUUACCUCCAGCCAAACCGCAGGGCUGCAUCAUCUCCCUGCGCAGCCUGAGCCACAUCCUCCCGCUGCUGUUCCGCGUGGUCAUCUCCAACGCCGGCUGCCUGAACGAGACGUACCACCUCACCCUGGGGCUCCUGGGCCAGCUCCUGCUGCGCAUCGCCCCGGCAGCCGCCGACAGCGCCGUCACCGAGGCGCUCGCCGACAAAUACGUGCUCCUGGCCCUGGGGGACGGGGCCCCCGACAUGCUGGGCUGGAAGACCACCCAGCUGCUCUUCAGCCUGGGGGCCGUCUGCCUGGACAGCCGCAUCGGACUGGACUGGGCGUGCUCAGUGGCGGACAUCCUGCAGGACCUGAACGCCUGCCCCCAGUGGUGCCCCGUAAUCGCCGCUUUCACGGACCACUGCAUCAGGCAGCUGCCUCGCCAGCUGAAACGCACAAACCUCUUCACUCUGCUGGUGCUCGUGGGCUUCCCUGAGGUGCUGUGCAUGGGAACCCACGCCAUCUUCAUCGACAACGCCAACGAGCAGCACAGCAUGAUCCUGCUGAAGCACUUCACCGAGAAAAACCGCGCUGCCGUGGUCGACGUCAAAACCCGCAAGAGAAGGACGGUCAAGGACUACCAGCUGGUGCAGCCUCACGACCAGGGUUCCCCGAAUCCUCUGGCGGACAAGCAGACGGACGGCCCGGCCCACCUCACCCGCUACCUGCAGAACUUCACCUCCAUCAGCAGCCAGCUCCUGCAGAGCGGGACGGACAGCACUGCCACGGACGCCGUGGAGGCCACCUGGGUGCUGUCGCUCGCUCUCAAAGGCCUCUACAACACCCUGAAGAAACACGGGGUGGAGGAGGCCCAGACGGCCAUUCAGCAGUCCGGCCUGAUCCAGCUCCUGGUGAGGAAGUGCAGCAAAGGAACGGGCUUCAGCAAGAUGUGGCUCCUCCGCGACCUGGAGAUCCUGUCCAUCAUGCUCUACUCCUCCAAGAAGGAGAUCAACUCCAUGGCAGAGGACGUGGACAUGGAGCCCGAGGACCGCGAGCAGGAGAAGGAGCAGGACUCGGACCAGUCCAGCUGCUGCGCCGAAGACCUGGACCCCAACCGGCCCGACCCCCUGGAGGGACUGGACGAGGAGACCAAGAUCUGCUUCCAGAUUACCCAUGAUGCCCUUAACGCCCCUCUGCACAUCCUGCGAGCCAUGUAUGAGCUACAGAUGAAGAGAACAGACUCUUUCUUCCUGGAGGUUCAGAAGAGGUUCGAUGGAGACGUGAUCAAAACAGACGAGACAAUUCGCACGCUGGCGCAGAAGUGGCAGCCAUCCAAGCGGCUCCGUACGGGGGAGAGGAGCACCAAGGCUGUGGACACAGACAUGAUCGUCAUGCCCUGUGUGGUGAGCAUGUCCAAACCCAGCCGCUGUGAGAAGGCCACAGAGGAGACCAACAUGGUGACCCAGAAGCUCAUCACCAACACGGAGAGCGACCUGCAGCUGAGCUACGCCAAGCAGCGGCGCACCAAGAGCUCGGCUCUGCUGCACAAGGAGCUGGACGCCCGCAGCAACAAGGCCGUGCGUCAGUACCUGUUCAAGGUCAACGAGGCCAUCGGCAUCCUGUAUGCCCGGCACGUGCUGGCCUCCCUGCUGGCCGAGUGGCCGAGCUGCACGCCCAUGAGCGAGGAGGCGCUGGAGCUGAGCGGCGCCUCCCACAUGGCCUACAUCCUGGACAUGCUCAUGCAGCUGGAGGAGAAGCACAUGUGGGAGAAGAUUCUGCAGAAGGUGCUGAAAGGCUGCAGCGAGGGCAUGCUGGGUAGCCUCUCUCUCACAGCCUGUCAGUUCAUGGAGGAGCCCGGCAUGGCCGUGCAGGUCCGGGAGUCUAAGCACCCUUACGACAACAACACCACCUUCGAGGACAAAGUGCACAUCCCUGGGGCCAUAUACCUGUCUGUGAAGUUCGACUCGCGCUGCUACACGGAGGAGGGCUGUGACGAGAUCCAGAUGGCCAGCAGCAGCGACUUCCUGCAGGACCAGCACAACUUCAGCGGCUCGCCCCAGAAGUGGACUGACUUUGAGAUCCCCGGGGAUACCCUCCAUUAUCGAUUUAUCUCUGACAUGAGCAACACGGAGUGGGGAUAUAAGUUCACAGUGACAGGGGGUCACCGGGGAAGAUUUCAGACAGGUUUGAUGAUCCCUGAGGUAGGGGGUGAUCACACGUGUCUUUUCUCCACAGGCUUCGAGAUCCUGAAGCAGAUGCUGUCUGAUGACCACACCCUGGGCCACCUGCCGUUGGCCGACAUCUGGGAGUGGCAAGUGGGGGUGGCUUGCCGCCAGACAGGAAACCAGCGCCUGAAAGCCAUCCACUUGCUGCUGCGGAUCCUGCACUGCCCCACCCAAUGCGGCUGUGACCUCACCCUGCUCCGCCCCCUGUGGCAGCUCUUCAGCUCGAUGGAGAGUGGGCUCAGUCAGGACCCCACAAGCAUUACCGUGCUGCUGCCUCUUCAUCGCGCUCUCACCGAGCUCUUCUUCAUCGCUGAGACUAAGGCCAUUGAGCAAGGCGUUCUCCAGGAGUACCUGCUAGCCCUGACGACCAACGAGCAGCUCCUGGUACACACCGCCCAGGCCCUGAAGAACAUUGCUGCUAUUAGCCUGGCCAUCAAUUACCCAAAUAAAUCAACCAAGCUGUUGAACAUGUCGCCAUGAGCUUGGGAACAUCCUCUUGGGCUAGGUCGGAUUUUUGAAGAGGACGGGCGUUAAGCAAAAUACCUCUUGAAUGUCUUCCAGUUGAAGCGGCCUGAAAAAGAGACUUUUAUUUUGGAAAGGGGUUCCAGCCAUGUCUGUGUUGCACAAAGCCGGUCGCUUCAGUGGCUCCCAAAAGGCUGACGUCACAGAAUUCUUCACCAUAAACAUGGCCAUGAAUAUAUCAAAAGGCAGUCGUAUCGAAGCAUGUGUUUUUCUGCUAGAAAGACCAAUCGGUCAUUUUUUUGUUUUUAAAAUUCUGUGGGCUCUCUAGAGUUACUGCUGCCCCAUGUUCAAAAGCCGACUACGUGCCAAACUGCCAAAUGUUUCGGAAGUUUUCCUUUUUCCCCCUUUGAAAAAACAGCCGUGGGUUGGACAAUCGAUCAUCGCAAAAGCAGGUCACCUUGUCCCUUUCUCUCUGUAAGCGAACAGGUACGGUAGGGGAACCUAAAAAUACUGUGCUCUGCUGGAGGGGGCCUCAUUAUUCAAAUCCUUGAGUGUUCUGGCCUUUCCUCGAGGCCUCAGUGGAGCCUCUGGAGAACAAGCAUUUUAGCCUGUGCACAAAUAACUAAACUUUUUCCUCAUAUGUGUUGUCCUCUUACCGAUAGUUGUAAAACAUUUUCGGUCCCCGUAACGUUUCAGGCAAGCGAUUGAAUCAUCUCCCCGAUUCUAUCGCUUGUGUAUUUUAAAACCGCUUGACGUUUUGGCGAACUUCCCUGCCUAAAGCUUAAAAACGUGCACCUGAGAAGCUUAUCAUUUUAGCCUCCGUGAGGAUCCUCUCCUAAGCUUCCUCCAUGCACAUACCGUGCCCUUGCCUCAAUGGGAAGAAAGGUGUCUGUCAGGGGGUUGGUCCAACAUGAUGAGUCUUAAUUUGAGCGCCUAAGUUGGGUUCUGCAAUGGUGAGGUUGUGAAAACACAUCCCUGGUUGACACUGCUAUCGCUGACCUCCCAUUGACGCCGGCUAGUUAUGGUUUCACGUGAUAGAGCGCAGUCUGGCUCUUGACUGACAGGCCGGACUUCCACACGUUUCAUGAAAGACGGUGUUGUAUUAAUCACAGUCGGGCGUGAGGCUUUCUUUCAGGUUUGUUUCCUCAGGUGGGUUGAUACUCAUCUGCAUGGAGAGCUUACCCUACAUUUACAGGUGCAGAAGGGGAAAUAUGGUAGUAGAAUUCUGGUAGUAGAAUAUGGUUUGACUGAACUCACUGUAUUUUGAGAGUGGCUGAUUGAGUGUACUGAAGGAUUUAGAAAGUAUGCAGAACAGUAAUGAAGCCGGCUGUAUGGAGAGUGUGUUUCUGUAUUGUGCAAUUUUAAAAUAGUGCCCUUUUGGGAUGCCAUUGACUUGCAGGGAUAAAAUAUCAGUAUAGUCGAGUUGCUUAAUGUAAAAUUUAUUUCAUUCUGAUCACCGGAUAACCAUGCAUGUUUUCAGUAUAUAUAUAUAUAUAUAUAUAUAUAUAUAUAUAUAUAUAUAUAUAUAUAUAUAUAUAUGAAUAUUUGUAGAUUAUUUUAGAAUUGAUUUUGACCUUUCUUUUCUUUUUGAGUAGCCUAUCCUGAUCCAAGAAUCUACUUUUAAAGUGGCUAUAUUAUAACACUUCUGAUGACUAGGAUGUGGUUCUACAACAAUGACAUGAAUUAAAUUAUGUUUAGUUUGUGUGGCAUGGGGAAAAUGAUGAUGAAUGCCAAAGAAAAAAUAUUUACUGUCAUUAUAUUCAACUUGAAAUGUUCCAGAUGUUUCCAUUCUAGACACUUUAUUGGUCAUCUGAGAUUUUUCCUUUGAUUGCAUAGAAGGAAGUGGGAGAGAACUUCAUACUCAAUUGUUUUGUUUACACGAGAACCUACCUUGACAUUGGCGACUUGGAAUUCUCGACAAGAAUGUUUGACGUUCUGCACCGCUCAUAUUUAAAAUGUGCCUAUGGUUAACAAAGCAAUUCUAGUUUAAUUUUCAUAUUGUUAUAAAAAUAUUUUCAUUAAUCAUUUUUAAAGAGAAAUAUAUUGUUUAAUUUAGGUUUUUCUAUCUUUUUAUUUUAAGCCAGUUUAUAUUGUGAGUAUGCUACGAUUGGGGUUGUUUUUGUUUUAUUUUUGGAUGAUUUUGGAUGUUUGAAAAUUUGAAUGUACAUAGUUGUUAAUAUUGUUUAAUGCAGGCGUAAAUAAUACAAAGUUUAAAAAAAGCCUUUUCAUACUCCCAAAUGUCAUAAUUAUAAUAUAUUGUUUUGGUGGCACUGCUAAACAAUUGAUCCUUUGGAUUUUGUAUGUAAUGUCACAUUAGGAAAAUACUGACUGCUUAGGUUGACUUUCAGUUUUUAAUUAAAAUGCCGUUUUGAUGCACAGA